GUGCCCGGAUUUCGCUGGCCUCCCGGAGUGGAGCGGUGGGGUUGGGCGGUAAACAGGCUGUGGCGAGGGAUGAGGGGGGCUCGCUCCCCAGGGGCUUUUCACGCCCCCUUAUUCCUUUAGAUGUGGUUUGGUCCGGACGCGGGGGCCCGGCAGCCGCUCGAGCCUACUCCCUUGUGAGAGGGGACAGCGGCUCCAGCGGAAAGCGGUUAAAGUUACGGAGAGGCUGCGAGACGCGUGUCGUCCCCUAUGCCAGCCGAAUGGUGUGGCUCUGAGCUGGUCCAGGAGCCGGCCCGACGUGUCUGAGCGAGGCCCCGGAGGGGGUGGGGAGGUGGCCUGCGGAACGCGGGUUCUGUGAAGAGACGUGGGGAAGAUUCGACUCUGAGAAGAGGAAGAGCCCGAUUGAAAGGGAGCGAGGCCGCUGAGGGGGAGGGGGCUGCCAAGAUGGCGUCGGCCUCCUCUGGGCCGUCGGCGGUCGGCUUUUCGUCCGCGGAUUCCGGGGUGCCUGCCUGCCCCUUGUCCUCAGUAUCUGGAGUCAAGAGAUCCAUGACAUCUGAGGCGCCUUGUGCCUCUGGCAUGCCCAUCAAAAAAAUAGGCCACCGAGGUGUUGAUUCCACAGGAGAGACAACAUAUAAAAAGACAACCUCAUCAGCCUUGAAAGGUGCCAUUCAGUUAGGCAUCACUCAUACCGUGGGGAGCCUGAGCACCAAACCGGAGCGGGAUGUCCUCAUGCAAGACUUCUAUGUGGUGGAGAGUAUCUUCUUCCCCAGCGAAGGGAGCAACUUGACGCCUGCUCAUCACUACAAUGACUUCCGGUUCAAGACUUAUGCACCAGUUGCUUUCCGCUACUUUCGGGAGUUAUUUGGUAUCCGGCCUGAUGAUUACUUGUACUCCCUCUGCAACGAGCCGCUGAUUGAACUCUUUAGCUCUGGGGCUAGUGGUUCCCUCUUCUACGUAUCCAGCGAUGAUGAAUUUAUCAUUAAAACGGUCCAGCAUAAAGAGGCGGAGUUUCUGCAGAAGCUGCUUCCAGGAUACUACAUGAACCUCAACCAGAACCCUCGGACUUUGCUGCCUAAAUUCUAUGGACUGUACUGUGUGCAGGCGGGGGGUAAGAACAUUCGGAUUGUGGUGAUGAACAAUCUCUUACCACGGUCAGUCAAGAUGCAUAUCAAAUACGACCUCAAGGGCUCAACUUACAAACGACGGGCUUCCCAAAAAGAGCGAGAGAAGCCUCUGCCCACCCUUAAAGACCUGGACUUCCUACAAGACAUCCCCGAUGGUCUCUUUUUGGAUGCUGACAUGUACAAUGCUCUGUGUAAGACCCUGCAGCGCGACUGUCUGGUGCUGCAGAGCUUCAAGAUAAUGGACUACAGCCUCCUGGUGUCCAUCCACAACAUAGAUCACGCCCAGCGAGAGCCCUCGAGCAGUGAAACACAGUGUUCCACGGACACUCGCAGGCUGGCCCCCCAGAAGGCGCUCUAUUCCACAGCCAUGGAAUCUAUCCAGGGCGAGGCUCGGCGAGGUGGCACCAUAGAGACCCAUGACCACAUGGGCGGCAUCCCCGCCCGGAACAGUAAAGGGGAGAGGCUGCUGCUGUACAUCGGGAUCAUCGACAUCCUGCAGUCCUACAGGUUCAUUAAGAAGCUGGAGCACUCUUGGAAAGCCCUGGUACAUGACGGGGACACCGUGUCGGUGCAUCGCCCGAGCUUCUAUGCUGAACGAUUCCAGCGUUUCAUGUGCAGCACAGUGUUCAAGAAGAUCCCCCUGAAGCCCUCUCCUUCCAAAAAGUUUCGGUCUGGCUCAUCUUUCUCUCGACGAGGAGCCCCCAGCAGCAACUCCUGCGUUACUUACCAGUCAUCGGUCUCUGGGGAACUCAAGGCACAAGUGACAACAAAGGCGGAAGUGGAGCCAGGCGUCCACUUGGGUCGUCCUGAUGUUUUACCUCAGACUCCACCUCUGGAGAAAGUCAGUGAGGUCUCGCCUAUUCCUGACUCCUCUUCCUCACCUGUAGUUGGAGAGACUUUGCAGAUGCUAUGUACAAGUUCAUCCCUUUUGGAAAAGCUUGAAAUCGAAGAGUCAGAUUCCUCCCACUGAGCAGAAAACCUCAGAUGACCUGGAACAAGAUUCUGCCAUCUCUGUGAUCCCAAGAUGUCAGCUCUUGCCCCAGCAGUGCUGAGUUUUAUUCUUAGUCACCAACCAAGGAGUAUAGUGGAGGCCAGGGGAGCUCUCCAUUCCCUCUCUGAAGAGAAAAACAUCUGCCUCUUCCUCUUGACUGGGCUUUAGUGCCAUGGACAGUUGGAGACAGCAGCAUCUGUCCACUCCGGAGUUGGGUAGCAUGACCUUUCAGCUGGCCGACCUUGGCUUCCACGUCGAGUUGUUUUCAAACCCCCACUCUUCCUGCUGGAAGUGGGGUUGCUGGAUCUGGGGGUUUUCUUUCCCCGCAUCUACCUUCACCAGGAGCUGGACUCUUGAUUUCCUCAGGACGGACUGGCCGGCACGUUAUCGUUAUCCCCACCAUGGCUCUUUCUCUCUGAAAGAAGACCCCUGUGGCCUUUGUAAAGGUUUUGGGGGGAGUAAGGGUGUUAACCACCUCCCAACCUUUUUUUUUUCCCCUUAAAAAAGGGAAGAAAAAAAAAUAGCGCACAGCACACAGUUUCCAGCCAGCCAAUUUCAGCUCAGAACUCCACAGUGUCGCAGAGAGGCUGUUCACAUGACUCCCUCAGACGAGCCCUGGUGUUUAAGACACAGAAGUGUGGGGAUCGCUCUGCCUGCAGCAGCUCCUCUCCUCUCUCGGCGAAUUUCUUAAGGCUGCAGGAAUGGAGAGAGUGGGACAGCGGGGACUCUUCACCCCUUUUGUGAAAACGGCGGGGCAGCGUGGGUCCAGGAGGCCAGGGGCCGUUCCCGGCAGAACCUGCUCACCGCUGGGCCGUAAUGAUUAUUACCAUUUUGCAAUUUGAAAUGUAUUCUGGUGGUUUUUCUAAAUAUGAAGACUUAUCAAAUGAAUUUUAGAUCCUUUUCCAAAGGAGAUUUCUUCCUUGCUCUUCUCAUUUUUCCAGCAGUGGAGCUGAGGUGCAGAGGGGACAGCUCUGUCUGUUCAACAGGCAGUCUGGUAGCUAUGAAGCUGGAGAGCGUCCUCUGAAACUUGUGGGAGCCGCAGAUUUUUGCCUAGGAGGCUGGGGCUCCGUAAUCCUCCUCCCUGUCUCCAGGAGCUGCAGUCCUCGUCUGAUCCUCCUCCUGUCUGGAGAGGAAGGGGCCUGGCAUCUCAGGCCGACUGUUCAACUCCCCUGCUCCCCUCCCCCUCCCCACACCUUGAUGGUAGGCUAGCUGAUACCCCAAGUAACUGUCUAUAUUAGACACCCCCAGCCAGUUUCUGGCUGCCUGUCUUUGCUGCCAUGUUCUUUUUUACAAGAAGGAAAGAAACAAUUCCUGCUAUUUUUUUUUCAUAAUUUACUAUUUAUGAUGUAUUUAAGUGUUUUAUUCAGGACAGAGUUCUGUUGGGGGGGAUAUUCGAGGGAGGCUGGGUCUUAGGGAAGGGAAUGGGAAUCGACAUUUUUAUGAAGUGUCACUAUUUGCCACUACUUUGUAUUGUUCAGAAAUGGCAAAUGCAAUAUAAGUGAUAAAUAUCCGGUUUUAAUGUAUUAAACUUUCAUCAGUUAUUUAGA
Messenger RNA from Pteropus alecto (black flying fox), 3659 nucleotides. RefSeq names its product phosphatidylinositol-4-phosphate 5-kinase type 1 alpha (gene PIP5K1A). The coding region runs from base 442 to 2091 and encodes 549 amino acids. The record is from RefSeq and is a predicted model, not a curated record. NCBI's taxonomy places the organism in Eukaryota, Metazoa, Chordata, Mammalia, Chiroptera, Pteropodidae. Gene Ontology annotation, biological process: phosphatidylinositol metabolic process. Gene Ontology annotation, molecular function: phosphatidylinositol kinase activity. The transcript is spliced from 15 exons.